This is a messenger RNA of Cordyceps militaris CM01, 1110 nucleotides long. Its product is annotated as mitochondrion biogenesis protein, putative. Gene Ontology annotation, cellular component: mitochondrial inner membrane. Gene Ontology annotation, biological process: inner mitochondrial membrane organization. Lineage: Eukaryota; Fungi; Ascomycota; Sordariomycetes; Hypocreales; Cordycipitaceae. The transcript has a single exon. The record is from RefSeq and is a predicted model, not a curated record. Bases 1 to 1110 code for a protein of 369 amino acids.
AUGCAGAGGAGCAUCCUGGCCUCGGCGACCCGGACGGCGAUGCCUCGGAUGGCCAUGCGACAACUUCUUCACGACGCCAAUACGACUUCUGCAGCUCCUCGCCGCUCAUACUCGACAUCCCCUCCGCCGCCGCCCCCCGACAAGGACGCGAGCCCGGCACGCCAUGCGGCGGCCGCCAACCUCCCCUCGACUGCCGAGAGCCGGCGCAGCGCGCUCAACCUCCAGUUCAGCUUGGCCAUGGACCGGCUGCAGGCGCGAGCACUGACGGCCUCGCAGACGCUCAACGACGUGACGGGGUACUCGGCCAUUGAGGCCAUCAAGGCCGACAACGACGCCAUAGAGCAGUCGCUCGGCGCGGCGCAGGCGCAGGUACGGAGCGCGCGCGCCGCCUACAAGACAUCCAACACGAAGCGGGCGGCGACGCAGCGCGAGGUGACGACGCUUCUGGCGCGCAAGGACACGUGGUCGCCGGGCGACCUGGAGCGCUUCACGGAGCUGUACCGGACGGACCACGAGCUCGAGGGCGCCGUGGGGGCGGCGCAGGAGGCGCUGACCGAGGCCGAGGCGACCGAGCAGAGCUUCAACCAGCGCCUCAACGCGGGCAUCCUCAAGCGCUACCACGAGGAGCAGAUCUGGAGCGACCGCAUCCGCCGCGCGAGCACCUGGGGCACCUGGGGCCUCAUGGGCAUGAAUUUUGUGCUGUUUGUGCUGCUGCAGUUCUUUGCGGAGCCGUGGCGCCGCCGCCGGCUGGUGCGCGGCGUUGUCGAGCACGAGAAGGACGUGCUCGAGGGCGUGCGGACCGAGAUGGAGGCGCUCAAGACGGAUCUGGCGCUCAAGAUGGACGCGGCGCUGAGAGCCGGCCAGGAGACACCAGCGGCAGCGGCAGAGGAGGCCGAGGUGACGAGUGUCGUGCCGACGCCGGUUGCACAAACGGCGGCGACAUGGGGCGAGUUCCUGCAGGACCCUGCGCGGUGGAAGGCGACGGCGACGGAUCUGUGCAGCGAGCGGCACAUUGAUCUGCGCAUGAAGGACGCGACGACGCUGGUGCUCCAAGGAGCCAUGGCCGGGGCGGCGAUUGUCGGCAGCAUCGCCCUGCUGGCCGUGCGGUAG